AUGGACACAGGAGCAUCCUCAGAAGAUUGCCGGGCAGUGGUUCAGAUCCAUCCCGUGCACAUCUUGGUGCUGAUCCUGCUCCUGUCGCUGCUGCUGGCGCUGGCGGUGGCCUUGGCUGUGCAGUCAGCACCACAGGUUCCAGCUCCACCUGCGACUCCGCUCUUGGUUCUGGGCUGUGCCCCUGGCUGGGUUGGAUACAAUGGAUUCUGCUACCACUUCUCAAGGGAUCAGGGCACCUGGGAGCAGGGUCAGGAGCGGUGCUCCGAGCUCGGGGCCUCCCUGGCCAUUGUGAAGGAUGAGGAAAUGGAUUUGUUCUUCCGCCUCCGUGGGAACGUCGAUUACUGGGUCGGGCUGCGCAGAUGGGGCGAGCACCUGCAGUGGGGGGACGGCAGCAGCUUCAGCUCCUCGUGAGUGCCGGGGAGCCGGGCAGGGCAUGGGGGGACAGGGGCACAACGUGUUCCCCUGGGAACCAGCGCUGUCUCUGCUCCUCCUUGCAGUGUUCCUGUCCUU
Catharus ustulatus (Swainson's thrush) is the source of this 510-nucleotide messenger RNA. RefSeq names its product C-type lectin domain family 2 member H-like. NCBI's taxonomy places the organism in Eukaryota, Metazoa, Chordata, Aves, Passeriformes, Turdidae. The transcript is spliced from 4 exons. The record is from RefSeq and is a predicted model, not a curated record. Bases 1 to 411 code for a protein of 136 amino acids.